This is a messenger RNA of Medicago truncatula (barrel medic), 960 nucleotides long. RefSeq names its product protein HAIKU1. Bases 1 to 960 code for a protein of 319 amino acids. NCBI's taxonomy places the organism in Eukaryota, Viridiplantae, Streptophyta, Magnoliopsida, Fabales, Fabaceae. The record is from RefSeq and is a predicted model, not a curated record. The transcript has a single exon.
AUGGAAAAUUCAAAAAAGCAUAAUGAUAAUUUGGGUUUAAACAAAAUAGGGAAAAACAUAAGAAAUGGUUAUUUUCAACAAACAAUUAGUUUUGGCAAUGAUAUCAUAAGUAGCAGUAGACAUCUUUAUCCUGACUCUGAUUUUUAUGUAGUUCCCCAAGAAGAAUUCAAGAGUUUUGUUCAGAAUAUUACUGGAAAACAAUCCAAUCAACCAAAAUCUCAAGCUAAAGUUACAAGGUUACAGAAGAAUCGACCUCCACCAUUGUCCAUUGUGAGGCCCCCAAUCCCAGUUCAGGAUUCGGUGCCUGCACCUCCUCCAAUGGGUGCAUACAAUUCAAUGUCGGGACAUCCUGUACAACCAAUUACUGGUCCUCCUUUUGUUUACAAUUCAGAAAAUAAUCUUGUCGAAUCUCCAAUUUCUGCUUUCAUGAGAAAAUUUCAAGAUUCAAUGAUGAAAUAUGACAAUUCAAGAGGUAGCCAGUUUCAACCUUUCCCUCAUCAACCACAAGUAGUCAACAAUUUAGAUGUCCAAUAUCAACCAAUAAUCCCAUACCAGGAACAUCAUUAUCCUAUGAAUGGUAGUAACCAACUUGUGAAUGGUUUCCAUGCCUCACAAACAAAUGACAAUAACCAAGUUGUGAAUGGUUUCCCUUCAACACAAGAAAACGUGUCUAAUCCUUCAAUGUCUCCGAUUGCUACCAAUUCGAAUUUCCUUGUGAACAACAGUAACCAACUUGUGAAUGGGUUCCUUUCCUCACAAACAAAUGGCCCUAGAUCACCAACUUCUGAAUUUUUAUUGUCUUCACCGAAUAGUAACAUGAAUUUUCUAUCUCCUUCGCCAUCAUCUCCCGAAUACCCUUUUUAUCUACAAAAUGGGAUUUUAAUCCCGGAUCCUCCGUCUCCACUUUCUUCAGGUAUAUUUCCUUCUUUUACAAGUCCUAAGAGGUCAGGUUUUCAAUAG